Molecule: messenger RNA, 2077 nt
Organism: Leucoraja erinaceus (little skate)
Lineage: Eukaryota; Metazoa; Chordata; Chondrichthyes; Rajiformes; Rajidae
Product: poly(ADP-ribose) glycohydrolase-like
Exons: 16
Coding region: 162-1763 (533 amino acids)
Biological process (GO): regulation of DNA repair; ATP generation from poly-ADP-D-ribose; carbohydrate metabolic process
Cellular component (GO): nucleus; cytoplasm
Molecular function (GO): poly(ADP-ribose) glycohydrolase activity
Source: RefSeq, a predicted model, not a curated record
GCAGGGAGGGGGAGGUGAGUGAGUGUUUGUAAUGUUGCUUCCACAGCUUUGUGUCUGAGCGGAAACCUUCACUCCGGUCCGUGUAGAAACAGUAUCCCCUCCUCUCUCAGACAGAGCCGGCGGCAGCGAGUGAGGCUUCCCAGGACAGGCCAGAGUGAAGAAUGAGUUCGGAGGGAAGGAGUGGUUUGGGCAGCAAGCGUGAUGCGGAGAUGGGGAGCCCGUGUUGUGUCGACAGGCAGGAGUUUGGGACCUCUGAGCAUCGUCCCGUCACAGAACCAGCUCUGAAACCGACAACAGAUCACAGCAUCUUGGUGGAGGUUGCUGGAGUUCCCUCUGGGACAAUUGUCCCAUUCAGUUUCCCCGCUCCAGAGAAGGUGUGGAACUCGACAAAGGUGAAGAUGCCCUUCUCCACCUUCAGCAAGCAGACUGUGGCAAUACCUGGACAGCAGCGUGGGGAAGAGGUGGAUCGCUGGGACGUUAUUAGAGAGGCUUUGAACCGGCCACACUUCAACACCGUCAACGAUUUGGAGACUGCGAUCAAACGUUACAACCCAAAGUACUCCAAUGUCUGGAGGUUUGUGGGACUUUGUCGACACGUGGACCAGAUGCAGCCCGCUGACCAGCAGUAUCUCCUGGCGAUCCUGUUGCCACAGGUGGCAAAGUUGGCUCUGCAGGCACCACACCUGUGUCAGAAGCCAGUGCCGCUGCUGACGGUGGGGAUGAGGCACGCCCUGACGAUGUCCCAGGAACAAUGUGCCUGCCUGUUGGCCAACGCCUUCUUCUGCACCUUCCCCCAUCGCAACUCCCCGCUCCAUCGCUCCGAGUUCUCCAAUUACCCCCACCACAUCAACUUCAGCAGGCUGUUUGAGUCGACCUCACCAAGGACGUCUGAAAAGCUGAAGGCCAUUUUCUGCUAUUUCAAAUCGGUGGUGGAGAAUAUGCCCAAGGGUCUGAUUACGUUUCAGAGGUGUGGCCUGAGUCACUCCAUUGACUGGAGGAGGUCUCAGUGUAAAGUGACCCAACUUCGCCUGUCCAAUGUCGGAACCAUCGAGGAUGAGGGAAGAGGCAUGUUGCAGGUGGACUUUGCUGCGCCGUUGGUGGGCGGAGGUGUGUUGGGGCACGGACUGGUGCAGGAGGAGAUUCGUUUCCUCAUCAACCCCGAGCUGAUCGUGGCCCGGCUCUUCACCGAGCGGCUCGCCGACACUGAGUGCCUGCUCGUUACUGGGGCCCAGCGUUACAGCGAAUACACUGGAUACAGCGACACAUUCCACUGGGCCAGAGCGCACCUGGACACCACUCCCAGGGACUCGUGGCUGCGGCGUUGCACAGAUAUCGUGGCCAUGGAUGCUGUGAAGUUUGACAACCCCCUGGACCAGUACAGUCCACACUACCUGGAGCGGGAGCUGGUCAAGGCCUUCUGUGGAUUUUCCUGCCGUGUGAUUGCAGAUCAGUAUUGCAAGGCCAUCGCCACGGGCAACUGGGGCUGUGGAGCUUUCAAAGGGGACGUAAAGCUGAAAGCUCUCAUUCAGAUCAUGGCUGCCGCCCAGGCACACAGGGAUGUGAUGUACUUCACCUUCGGAAGCAAUGACUCCACCAGGGACAUCCGCACAAUGCAUCGAUUCCUGAAAGAAAGAAAUGUGACUGUGGGGCAAGUUUACAGCAUUCUGGAGAAAUACUCAAGUAUGGACUUUACAAGAAGCACACGGCCAGACCUUUACGAGUUCAUGCAGAGACAGCUGAUCAGCCUACGGGGGCGAUACUGAUGUCAGAGGUGGAGCAGAGAGCAAGUCCUCUCGCCCCUGUAGAAGUGAGAAGAUGCGAGUGUGUGGAGAGAGCGGGGAGGGAUCGAUGUCAUCACAGAAACAAAACCAGAAUGAUGGCAAAGUGAAACAGGAAUUUCCAGUUCCACCUGUGGGCUGGAGGAAAGGUGGGCAGUGAGUCUACCUGACAUUGUUCAACUUGGCAUCAGGCUCUGAGAGAUUGUGACAGGUCAAGUUGUAAUAAUUACCUGUUGUUGCUGAAUAUUACACAAGGAAGCACUGGAGCAAUAAAGGGACAAAAGAUUAUUGAUACCUGU